AUGCAUGAACAAAUAGAAAAACUAGAAUCGAAACCACUGUACGAACCGGUAGACCAACAUAAUGAUUCGUUGGACCAGCAAUCGCUGUAUGUUAAUCAACUGUUUAAUCAUUCACAAUCUCAAGCCGUUGACCAACAACAACAACAACAACAUUUAUACAUGCAAGGAAUGAAUUCUCAAAGAAUGAGCCCACGAUUUUCAUCCAAUAAUAAUUUGUUUGCUAACGAAAACCAAACAUCUGAAGAGUUUAAUGUGUCACAACCAAACCAAUUUUUCAACCCGUACCAGAUGUACCAAGCAAACUCAUUCUACCAACCAGGACCGGCCCUUACAGCAUCAUAUGCUAAUGAUGAAGAUAACGCAGACGAGCAAGAAAGUAAUAGCUCUAGCAACUAUGAAACAUCAUCAUCUGAAGACCUUGAGGAAGGGGAAGGUGAUAAUGACAAUGGAGAAGAUGAUGAGGAUGAGGAUGAGGACGAUUCAGUCAGUUCUGGUUCUACUGCUCCAGUCACCCAACACCCUUACUAUGAACAAUGGAGACGUUAUUAUGAGGCAUUGGCAAUGCAGCAACAACAAAUCAUGAACCGUCAAUCAAUGUAUGGUCCUAAUUUUCAAGGAUUUAAUCCAAUGAUGUAUUUUGCAAAUCCACAAAUGAUGCAGAUGCAAAUGCAAAUGCCCUAUUUUUUCAACCCAAUGAUGAUGCAAGGCAACAAUGGAUCUAAUCCUCAACUAAACCCUGACUCGGCUGCUAUGUUUCAACAACAGAUGCAACAAAUGCAACAAAUGCAACAAUUCCUGCAACUGAUGCAAAACUUAUACAACCAACCACAGUCACAACCACCACAACAAUAUAAUAAUGAGCAACAACCACAAUCACGUAGUCCAUACACUCCAUCCAACUCAAACCACGCAUCAAAGAGAAAUUCUUAUAUAAAUGUCAAUGAAUCGCAAGAAAAGAAUUCUACAAAGGAACCACCCAAGAAUGAUUUCUUACUGUCUUAUAAAAAGAGUAGAAAUCUCAAUACAGAAACUAUUGACGAGGAUGAAAACGAAUUAAUAUUACAAUCAAGAAAAUCUACUGUCAAGUCCAACAGAUAUCCAUCAGCCCCAAUUGAUACUCCUACUCAAGAACGAUUUUCAAGUUCUGAUAGACACUCAAGAGUUACUUCUUUGCAAAUAAACUUUAAACCUACAGGAUAUGGCAACUACCAGGAUGAUGAAGAGGAGGAAGAAGAAGAAGAAUUUACUGGACUGAGUUCAAGAGUAUUAUCUAAAGUCAGGCAAGGGUCACUUGGUGGCAACAUUGACUCUUUGGCACAGUUAAAUUUACAAGAUAGUAAUGGUGCACUUGGUAGACAUAUUUCAGAUUACACAAAGUAUUUAUUUGAUGAUGAUGAAGAAGAAGAAGAAGAUGAUAGUGGUUCAGAAGAGGGUAAUAAUCGAACCGUUCAUUUACUGGCUUAUGGUGAUAAUGAUAGAACUUUAAUAAGUGCGAAAGGUAGGGAAGCAGAUGGUUAUAGACAUGAUACCAAUCCUCAAUUGCCUACUCCAAACACAGAUGAUGGGUUGAGUAGACAAGGUACUUCAGCAUCGGAGGCAUCGAUUCAAAGUGGUGGAUCAUUAAAAUUUACUGUCGCCGAUAGUAAGAGAAGACUGAAUCUUCCAUUGAAACCGGUUACCAACAAUAAACCAAAAAAGAAGACCAAGAAUGCCAAAAAAUCGAAAAAUACUCUCGAAAUUCAACCACCUGUGUGUCAGGAAUAUAAUCCAAAUAUGCCAUUACCUGAAUUAUCUAUGGGUAUGAUGCCCUUUGCAUCUUCGAUGGCAGGACUUGCUCCACCUCCACCUCCUGUAUUUGAUGGAUCUCCUUCCGUAGAACCAAUGAUGAUGAACUAUUCUAAUCCAAUGUUGUCACAAACCACUGAGUAUAGUGGUGCUUCUACACCUUCGAAAAGAAGACAAAGCGUAUCCACUUUCGAUACCAGACCACGUUCAAUGAUGGUUGAUACGCCAACACCAAAAGCCAACAAAAGAAGUAGUGUUCCUGUUUAUACUUCUCAACAAAAGCAACAACAAAAGCAACUGCAACUGCAACUGCAACAAAAAAUUGCACCAGUAGCAAAGACAACUACUUCAACACCGGUCAAAGUUCAAGAUUCUACCAUUAGUAAGAAGAUUGAUGAAUUUGUUAGAUUACGUUCCAGAAUUGCUGCAGGGAAUAAGACACCUGAAUACAGAUUACAUUGGGUCAAGAUGUUGAUUGUUGCCACAAAUUAUAAAUUGUACUCUUAUAUUAACAUCAAGGGAGAACCUAUUUAUCAAGAACAAGCAGUAUCAAAUAAAGCUCAAUUUAUAAAAUCCUCUGUGACCCAUAUUUUGAAACUUAUUAAAGAACUUUCUUCAGGGACAUAUGAAGCAGAUGGGGUCAAAUGUGAAGCUUAUUUCAUAUACGCAAAUUUAUUGAAACAAGAUUAUUUGGUAUCUUAUAAUCAAGAUUUCAAUAUGGAGAAAAACAUUGAUAAGGCAAUUGAUUAUUAUGAUAGAGUACUUGAAAUCAAUUCUAAAGAUUUCAAAGCAUUAUAUAAAUUGGGUGAAAUUUAUGAGUAUGAAUUUGAUAAUGAAUUUAACAAGGCAGUAGAAUAUUACACUGCUGCUGCUAAAUUUGGUUAUAAUCGUGCCAUAUUGAAGAUGGCUAUGCUUUAUUUGCAAGAACCACAAAUGAGAUCAAUCAAGUAUAUGAAGUAUUUGAAGGAUUUGUCCAAUAUUGAUUUGAAUGAAGUUCGUUUGGAUGAAGAAGAUUCUAGUGAAAUGGAAGAAGUCAUUGGAUUAGCAUGUUAUGAAUUGGGUAAAAUAUUUGAAGGCAUCUAUCCUGGUGAUUUGACUCAAGAUAAUGAAUUUAUUCAGAAAUCGUUGGAUAUGGCCCCAGUCAAUUAUGCCAAAAGUUUGACCUACUACAAUAAAUCAGCAAAAUUGAAUUGUUUGUUAGCUCAAGUAAGAUUGGGUAUUGUUUAUGAACGAGGAGAAUUGAAUCGUCAACGGAAUCCAAGCAAAUCGAUUCAAUGGUACAUCAAGGCUUCAUCAUCGCCAUUAUCUUUCAAAAGACAUCCUGAUGCUAUGGUUGGGUUAGCCAGGUGGUGCUUGACAGGUAGUGAGGGUGCUAGUAAACACAUUCCCGUACCUGUCCCUGAUAGAGCAGUUAUGUGGUGUAAACGUGCUAUUGAUGAAUUUAGUUCUCCAGAUGCAAUGAGUUUUAUGGGUGAACUAUGUGAGAUGGGACUUGCUAAGGGUCGUCCGCAAUAUUGGUAUGAGAAAGCAUAUAAAAUGGGAAACCGAGAGGCUGGUAGGAAAUUAGGAUACUCAAAUUAA
Messenger RNA from Candida albicans SC5314, 3366 nucleotides. RefSeq lists its product as uncharacterized. The transcript has a single exon. The coding region runs from base 1 to 3366 and encodes 1121 amino acids. Gene Ontology annotation, molecular function: protein binding. Lineage: Eukaryota; Fungi; Ascomycota; Pichiomycetes; Serinales; Debaryomycetaceae. The record is from RefSeq and is a predicted model, not a curated record.